CAUGACAAUACUACAUCCUAAAAAAUACAGUUCAUUAUAAACUCUAUGUUAGAAUACGAUCAAGAUAAAAGAAUUGGCUGGGCAGAUUUAUAUAAGUUAUUUGAUGAAAUCUGAAUAUCACAAAAAGAGAUUAAAUAUAUCCAUGUGA
Molecule: messenger RNA, 148 nt
Organism: Paramecium sonneborni
Lineage: Eukaryota; Ciliophora; Oligohymenophorea; Peniculida; Parameciidae
Source: the annotation of a GenBank genome assembly